Molecule: messenger RNA, 336 nt
Organism: Kazachstania africana CBS 2517
Lineage: Eukaryota; Fungi; Ascomycota; Saccharomycetes; Saccharomycetales; Saccharomycetaceae
Gene: GRX8
Product: glutathione-disulfide reductase GRX8
Exons: 1
Coding region: 1-336 (111 amino acids)
Source: RefSeq, a predicted model, not a curated record
AUGUCUACUGUUGCAGAUUACGAAUUAAAAGCCAAAGAAUUAAUUUCUAGCAAUAAAUUCUUCCAACUGAUUGCAAAUUGGUGUCCGGACUGUCAAUACACCAAUUCCAUUCUAACCAAGUUUGAUGUCUUACAGAGGUUCAAGACUUUAGAUAUCGGUGAUCUACCAAAGGAUGAACAAGAGACGUGGAGGGUAGCUUUCAAGAAUGUAACUGGGAGCAGAAACUUGCCAACCAUCUUUAUUGAUGGAAGAAUCUGGGCUACUGAGACUGAAAUUCAUAACUGUGAGGAUGGCAAUGUAUUGCCGGCAAAAUUCAAAGAAGCUGGACUACUAUGA